AACAACAUUGCAGAAGUGGCAAGUGGGAUAGCUCGUGCAGGGAAAGCGGCGGUUCUAUGGUGUAGCACCUGCAAUUACGCCCAUCCCGUCAUACUGUUUGAACUUUCAGGUAUAGAACAAAACUGUGUAAUGAACACGGUUGGUUUGGCUAUUUUAGUGAGAAUGGGCAACUGCCUCUGUGCUAAGGAAACUAUCAAAGUGAAUGGUCGCAGAUAUUAUGUUAGAGAACGUCUAGGAGAAGGGGGGUUUAGCACAGUAGAUCUUAUUGAAGAUGCAGCAUCACAUAAACUUUAUGCACUUAAACGUAUCACAUGUCACUCUCAGGAGGAUCAAAAGGUUGCAUUAACAGAAGUGGAGUAUCACAGGUCACUAAGUCAUUCCAACAUAGUAGAAUGCAUAGACUCGGACCUUGUAGGAGUUCCAGACCUCAUGGGAAAUCGCACCUCACAAGUCCUUAUUAUAUUGCCAUAUUGUCAGAGAGGAACAUUACAUGAUGAACUGAUGCGCAGACAGAAAACAGGAACUCAUCUAGAUGAGGUGGUGGUGUUGACUCUGUUCCGAGGGAUUUGUGAAGCUGUGCAGUGCAUGCAUAGCGCCAGGCCACAUCCACUGGCACAUCGGGACAUCAAAACAGCUAAUGUUCUCAUAAAAGAUGAUUUAACGCCACUCCUCAUGGAUCUGGGGUCUGUGGCUCGUGCAAGAGUUGAGAUAAAUGGCAGCUCAGAAGCCCGAAGGUUGCAGGAUGAAGCUGCAGAGAGAAGCUCUAUGCCUUACAGGGCUCCAGAGCUCUUCAAUGUAGAAUCAUUUUGUCACAUUGAUGAGCGAACAGAUGUGUGGUCACUGGGUUGUUUGCUGUAUGCGCUCUGCUUCUACAGAUCUCCAUUUGAAGCUGUUUAUGAAAGAGGGGACAGUGUAGCCUUAGCAGUAGCAAGUGGAAUUACCAAAUAUCCUGAAAAUCAUUCAUACUCUGAAGACCUCAUUGAACUUAUCAAGAGCAUAGUAAAAGUGGAUCCCAGUGAACGGCCAUAUCUCGACUCUAUCAUUGGCCAACUGGAUCAGCUUCUCAACAAGUCUUCAGGGGCAGUUUAGUCAGCAGCUGUUCCUUUUGCAAUAACAUCAGAUGGAGCUGCAGAGUUAUACAGUACUGAUGUCAGAUGUGUGGAUUUUAAUUAUUUGGAGCUUCAUCAUCUAUAGCAACUUGUUUAUGCAAUUGAAGGAUAGUGAAUCAUAGUUGCGUAUUUAGUUGUAGUCUACAAAACAUUCUUUGCUUUAUGAUUGUGUUUUUGAAUAUCCUAGACUGACCAUUUAAUUCGUAAAUGACGUUAGUUUCAGAAGUUUUAUGAAACAACUUUAUUAUGUGUAAAGUGAAUUCUUAUGUAUAUAGUAAAAAGGCGGUUGUGCAUCAUGCUAUUUGAGAAAAUCAAGUUAUCAACAUAUAUUUCUAAUGAAUUGUGUCUUCUGCUAUGCAUUCCAAAUAUACGAAUAAGCCUACUUUUAAGAAAAUAGGGUAAAGCAUUUGUAAAUGAAAUGAAAAGUGUAAUGUAAUAGAUUUCUCCAAAAGUGUAGAUUGAAACCUAAAAUUUCUUGUUUUUGUAUAAUAACAGGCUUUUGUGCUUAAAUAUUUUUAUAUGCAUUGAAGUGUGGAGGAGUUACCAUUUUUGAUCCUUGUAAGUGUCUUGUCCAAGGUUGUUUAAGUUAUCAACAUGUAUUAGACAAUAGCAAGAGGUCUCAGGUACUUAUGAAAUAAUUUUAUUUAGUGAUAUUUGCAUUUAUGGUAAAUUAGAUAAUUAGGAAUAUUAUUGCAACUACAUCUAUGUAUUUAUUCCUAAAAGUUAUUGUUUUCUUUAUUGCAUUUUCCGUAUUUACGUGUUUAUAUGUUGUCAGAAAUUAUUAUGUAUGAUAGAAUUAAUGUAUCCAGAUUUACUUAUUAAUUUCAUAACUCUUUUAUGAAUAUUAGGAUUUUCUAUUAAUUCCUUGGGUAAAGAGGCUAUAACUGUUUGUAUAUAGAAUGUGUUUAUUUGGAAUAGAAUACAUUUAAUUAUUGUCUGAAAUAUAUACUAGUCAAUGGGAGUAAACGGGAUGAAAGAAAUGCUAUGCAGUAGUAACUUUCAUAAGAUAUAAGUAAAAGACAGGUUUUUGAAUAGUCGUAAAACCAACUUUCAUUAUUUAACGAUGACGAUAAUAAUAAUCACACUGGAAAGUAAAGUUGUCUCAAGUGAAAAAAAAUACUGACAUGCAUAACCAGCAUAAUUUAGUCCAUAGGGAAUCUUUUGUAAUUAUAUUGCAGUUAUCCAGCAGGCACUGAAAUUUCCUUCAUUUCAUUCCAUUUAAAUUCAGCCCAUCUUUCAGUAAUUUUUCAAUUCAUGUGUGAAUGUCUCACUAUAAGUCAAUUUAGUUGUCUUUUAUAGUAACUGAGUCUCAGUUUAAUUGUGAAAAUCAAACUUUGGUGUCAGUCUUCUAAUGAAGUCAAAUAAGCAUAAGCUAAAUGAAUUAAAACAAUCAAUAAAUUCUAGGCCUUGCAUGAUAAUAUAGUUCUGGGAUCAUUUUUAAGAAAUAAAUUAAGUACUCUGUAUGCAAUCUACAUAUUUUGAACUAAUCAUAGCAAAUAUUGAUACCCAGAAAAAUAGUUUGACAUGAGAACUUACUGCCAGUGGAUGGCAUCCAUACUUGCCAUGCUGAGGAUGGCCUGAAUUUACAAUGGCACCUGUACAUACAGUACAGAUUGCUGUGUGCUGUGUGCUUUAUAGGUAUGGAGUUCUAUGCACUCCAAUGGCAAAAGUUCUUGAGCUAUGAUUAAAAUUAUAAUUUUAUAUUCUUUAUAUUUAAAAAUAAUAAUGUAAUGAUGAAAAUAGUUCAUAUCAAACUAUAGGUUUGGGCUGAAUUGCUGCAUAUGAAUUUCAUUUGACCAAAUCUUACCAAUAUACCCAAGCCUUCUUUUUCUGAUUUUAUCUGCUAGGCAUGUGAGUACAUCUUUAAUUGAAUGAAAAUCUGUUUUAGGGAUUACAUGGCCUGUAAAACAGCCAUUGUCUCUCACUCAUUGAUUUGAUAAAUAUUAAAAUAAUUUAUAAUUAUAUAUGCUGGUCAGCUGAUUGCUGUUUAUAUCUUACAAUAUGCAACAAUAAAAACAGGUUGUGAGUGGUUGUCUAACUUGUUUCUUUUUUCAAUAAAGAGCUAAAAGACAAGGAUUUUUAUAUAUAUAAAAAAAAACAAAAAUCAUCAAGACCUUCUGUAAGGAGGGUGUAUGUGUGUAAACCUGGAGUUAUGGAGGUAUAUUUAUUCUAUCGUAAUGCCUUUUACCUUUCUUAGCCUGGUUAAUGGUGGUAAAGAGGUAAGCAUUUUAGUCAAACUAUUUAAUCAGUGCAAAAACUGAAAAAAAACAAGAUUAGACUUGCAGGAUUUAUUAUAUUAGGCUUGUGCUUAAAAACAUUUAAUAAUAGUGUUUACCUUCAUCAUCCUUUUAAUGAAUAUAAUUUCCUAAAACCUGGAGUAUGAAGUACAGCUCAAGCUAGGGAUCAUCAAAUGGGUUCACCAGGUGAUGCCACAAAUGUUAAACUUCAAGCUUUUGAUAAUCUUAAUGAUUUUGUUGUUGUUGUGCAUCAUGAGUGGGAUCAAAAUGUGUAAUUGCACAUCAUGUGAUGGAGCUUUGAAAUUACUAUCAAAAGGUUUUAGAGUAACUUAGCAAAGUUACAGUUGAAGGAUGAUAGGACAAAAGAUUCUGAUUUAUGAGCUGGUCUGUAAAUAUUAAUAAUAUUUUUCUCAAGAGGUACCUUAGUCGCAAAGAGGACUCCCAUCAAACUACACAAAGGGAUAGCAUGCUCUGUUAUAAAUGGUUGUAAUUUUAUUUUGAAAAGUUGUAUUUACAUUAUCUUUUGCUGGGAGUAUAAAUGUUUAUAUAAGUAUUUGUUUGUCUUAGAGAAUGAAUGAAAAGUGAGUUUACUUAUCAUUGUAUGUUAGAUGCACUUGAUGGUAGAUUAACGAUUUCUUUUUUUAUAUUAUUUCAUAUCAAAUGAACAAGAUGAAGGAUGUAUUGUGUCCAGCACAUGAGUUAUUCUUUGCUCCUUGUGUAAUCAGACACAUGAAAUAGAAACAAUAUUAAUACUGAAUUAGGAAUUAUAAACAUAUUUAUUUUUGUAAUACAGCAUGAUUUACACACACACACACACAGACACACACACACACA
Messenger RNA from Penaeus chinensis, 4180 nucleotides. RefSeq names its product serine/threonine-protein kinase 16-like. The record is from RefSeq and is a predicted model, not a curated record. The transcript has 9 exons. The coding region runs from base 130 to 1089 and encodes 319 amino acids. Lineage: Eukaryota; Metazoa; Arthropoda; Malacostraca; Decapoda; Penaeidae. Gene Ontology annotation, cellular component: Golgi apparatus; cytoplasm. Gene Ontology annotation, biological process: protein phosphorylation. Gene Ontology annotation, molecular function: ATP binding; protein serine/threonine kinase activity.